Messenger RNA from Salmo salar (Atlantic salmon), 4360 nucleotides. RefSeq names its product TSC22 domain family protein 2. The record is from RefSeq and is a predicted model, not a curated record. Lineage: Eukaryota; Metazoa; Chordata; Actinopteri; Salmoniformes; Salmonidae. Gene Ontology annotation, biological process: regulation of transcription by RNA polymerase II.
UAACUAGCCUAGGCUAGCUAGCCAUCUUGACAAGAAUGAGGGAGGUAGCCGCUGUUCGGAAUUUCAGUUCCCUAAAGUGUGAAAUAGAGACGAUUUAUUCUUGGAAAUGUGUUACAUAUACCUUUGAAACAAGUGUUAGUAUUGAAUCGUUUUAAGUUCGUAAGUCAAGAGGGGAGAGGAGACUUGUUCCGAGAGAUGUCUUACAUACUUGUCCCAACGUAAAGGAGUGUUGUUGUAGCCAGCUAGCUAGUUGAGUGGAGAGGUACGGGCCCGCUUCACAGUCGGACUAAAGUAGCUGCCGCAGCUGGGGAACUAUAUCUGCGACAGCCGCCAUCUGACAACUACGGGGUCCGGACAUUACUUUACUGAACAGGCCGGUACGGACGGAUCAAAGCUUUGGAUCAGUUAUCGAAUUACUACUUCUAUUGGCAAACGCUGCAUUGCUGGACUUGGAAGGGUUGGUCUUCAAUGUUAUGAACUCGUAAAAUGCAACAGGAGACGAGAGGAGGAAGGAACAAGGAUGACUCAUACUCCUCUUGAUAAUAGUUAAAAAAAACUUACAUCGAUGCAAAUUCGCUGUUUCAGAUAGCCAGUUGUCAGCUGAUAUUAGCUAACUCGCUUGCUUUUAACGCGAGACAUUUAGACGGGAGUUGUGAACGCAGGCUCUCAAAAUGUCUAAAAUGCCGGCUAAAAAGAAAAGCUGUUUUCAGAUCACAAGUGUGACACAGGCUCAGGUGGCGGCCAGCAGUGCCACGGACGACACGGAGAGCCUGGACGACCCAGACGAAUCACGGACUGAAGACGUGUCGUCGGAAAUAUUCGAUGUGUCCCGGGCCGACUUCGAGCCGGAGGUAUGUGAUCGAAGUUCGUCUGAGGAAACCCUAAACCAUGUAGGGGAGCAAGAGGCACCCGGUGUUAUGGCCCCACCGCGUAGUGUACCUAAAGUUGGGCAGAUACCUGCAAUGUCGGGGCCUCCAAAUGAAGGUUUUUCUAUUCGAAAGGCAGGAGUGGCAGGCUCGCCUCAUGUUAGCCAGCAAACACUGGGAAGUGGUUCGUCAAGUGGCCUCCCUAUUGCUCAGUCCGGGCUCAUGCCACAGCCUGCCCCAGUGGCCAGUUGGGGGGUUACAACAGUGUCAGUGAGCACAUCCCAGCCCGUAGUGACUAGUUUAACCCCUACUUCUACUACGUCAUCGACAGCAAGUUGCAGUUCACGUUUCAGGGUCAUCAAACUUGACCAUGGUACUGGAGAGCCCUUCAGAAAGGGCCGAUGGACUUGCACAGAGUUCUAUGAGAAAGACUCAGAGGGUAACACUGUGGUUAACAGGACUACGGAUAACAUUAGGCAUGCCAAUGCGUUUGACCCCAGCGCUGACAGGGACAGCGGGCUGGGGUUGACGGGUGGUACGGUGGUUGCACCGUCGACUCACUCCGGCCAGGGCCUAGACUCCAUAGUGGACGCUGCUGCUCUUAAUGCCUUGCACGUUCACCCAAUGGACACACUGCAACAGCAGCAGCCCCACCACCAAAAUUACAACAUUGGGCAGCCUGGAACAGCCACACACAGCACUUUCCCCACCAACAACCUCAUGGCUGUCCCUGGUCAGCAGCCAACGCUGAGUACUAUCCAACCCGCUGCCAACCAGAAGCUUUUUUCUGUGGGGCUCAACGGUCUUCCUCAAAGUGGCAUUCACAUACAGAAAUCCCCAAGCAUGACCCCUGCAGCCCAGACCCAGACGCUGGCUUACCCUCCCCAGCAGCAGGCCAUGCUACAGCAGCUUCCACUGGGACAGCACCUGCCCAACCAGCCCCCAGGCCUGCCCCAGAACCAGGCAGACUACUACCAACACCAACAGAACCAGCCUGGCAUGCAGGCAGUGGCCUCAGCCGGCCAGACCCUCUAUGUGGGACAGACUGUGGGUCAGGGCCCGUCACUGGUCAUGACUCCCGCCACCGGGGUUCCGAUGCUGGGGCAGGUAGGGGAGAUGGCAGCGGUGGGGGGAGGAGGUUCUUUACCUGUCAGUCAGCCAGCUUCAGGCCUGAUGGGUGGAGGUGUUGGGUCAUCCAUGGUACUGGGCGGAAGCUCUACUCUGCAACAGCUUGUAGGUCAGUAUGCCCCCACGGGUAUUCGUCAACCCGUCAGCCUCCACCCUUCGCCCCCCGGCACCCAAAACGUACCCACCAUUGUGCCCAGUGCCUCCAGCGCCACCACAUUAGCCCCCACUGUCAUGCCAAACCUGACUGCCUCCUUGUUGCCCGGGCAACAGGCCCGCGAUGGCAGGGGGGCGCAGGGCCUCCCGGCGGCCGGGUUCAGCCAUGUGGAGGAGGGCCAGCCUCCCGCCUUCUCCGAGAAAAACCUGAUGAAGAUCCCUGAGAGCCUGCAGCUGGCCAACAACCCCUCUGUGAACAGCCUGUUUGGAAUAGCCAUAGACGGGGACGAGGACAGGACCCCCUCCAUGGUGUUCUACCGGGCCUUCCAGUCUGGCAGCAGGCUGCAGGACUCUAAGGCCCACAGUGAUAGUGCCUCUGGAGCCAGUGUUGUUGCCAUUGAUAACAAAAUCGAACAGGCGAUGGACUUGGUGAAAAGCCAUCUGAUGUAUGCAGUGCGUGAGGAGGUGGAGGUGCUGAAGGAGCAGAUCAAGGAGCUGUUUGAGAGGAACUCUAUGCUGGAACAGGAGAACGCCGUGCUGAAAUCCCUGGCCAACAGCGACCAGCUGUCUGAGCUCUCCGUCCGGCCGGCCGCCACAAACUCCUCCUGCAGCACGCCUCCCCAGCAAGGGGUAGGCCAAGGCCAGCCUCAGCUCCAGGCCCAGCCUCAAACGCAGCCUCAGCUCCAGGCCCAGCCUCAAACGCAGCCUCAGCUCCAGGCCCAGCUUCAAACGCAGCAGCCUCCGCUUCAGCCCCAGCAACUCCAGCCCCAGCAGGUCCAGCCUCACCAACUCCAGCCCCAACCCCAGCUUGACGCCAGCCAGCCUUUGCUGCAACCGCAGCCCAACGGCAACUCCGCUUGAAGUGCAUCCUCCCCAGCAGGAGAAAAAAAAGCAGAAAAGCACCCUCCAAUUAUUCUAAAUUAGCAUACGAAACAACAAAAAAAUGAUAUUGUCUUGUUCUCCACCAGCUUGGCCACCACAACCAAGUGCAGUGCUUCUGUGCCUGUUUGGCUUUCCCAGUGUUAAUGCAAUCAUUGCGCGAGAGGGACGGGGGCUUUUCUUAUGGGGCGCCAUGCUGGAGCCUGGACUGGUUGAGUGCUGUGUCAGAGCCUGUGAACCAGAUCCCCCCUCCCCCCACCACAAAGGAGUUGUGCAGCUCACAUGAGAGGAUGAAUCAGAGCGUCCCAGAGAUUUUUUUUUUGUAAGAGAUGUAUUUUUAGCCUUGCUGUUUCAUGUUGUAAGUAAGAAGUGGGGAGAGAUCUAUUUUCGGAGCCGCGCCGCCAUUUCUUCUUCGACGUUAGUCCAAUCCAUGCAUCAGUCUAAAGUUCUACGGUUAAUGUUUAUUUAUUACGGGGCUGCUAUUUUCAUGAAAGGAACAAUGUCACAAAAAAACUUUAAAAAAAGAGCCUUUUUUUUGUCAUCAGUGUUUAAAAUAAGUCUGUACACACAAUGGGCAGUGUAUUACAUUAACCAGUUGAAUAUGUAGGCAAUAAUAAAGAAACUCUGACAUACGUCUAACACUAAACAGGCAGUUUUACAAUGGAAUUGUUUAUCCGCACCAGUCAAGAUCCAGUUUGAAUGUACAUUUUGUAUAGUGUAAAGUAUUAAGAACAUAGCAAGGUUUGUACAGGUGAACACCAAGUCUUCUGACAGGAAAUCUGAACGUGAAUCUGCGGUAGACUAUUUUUAACAAACUUCCAAUCCAAUUGCUAGUUUCUUUGUCUCCAAAAUGGAGCAUUUAUUGUCAUACACUCGUGUCUUCUUGUACAUGUGUUUUUGGGGUGGGGGGAAAAAAGCUGUGAAAUCGUUCAUACCUACUUUGUAACCAAAGAUGCAAAGCUGUAAUUCGAUUUAUUAUUUUGUAAUGCGCACUUCUGUAUUUUUUUUUUCUUCUCACUUUCACAACAAAAUGUUUUUGUUGCUGUUUAGCAUGUUCUGCAUGAUCUGUAAUCUUCAAACCACUUUCUUACCUCAUAUUUUUAUUCAGCACUCUUAUUGUAAGAUAGUCUGUGAACAAUGUAAAUGGGGAAAAAGACAUGGAGACAAAGAGCUAGGGUUUUGGUAGAGCGAUACAAACAAGUGUUACAUACACUAGCUACAGAAAAUGAAGUGAGCCAUGUUUUGUUCAUUUAAAUGGUGUUUGAAUUUCAUAUGCCAAUAGUUUUGUUACAUUGCAAAUUUAAUGUAUUUAAAUAAAUGCAAUAUUCAGAUUC